Folsomia candida is the source of this 1499-nucleotide messenger RNA. RefSeq names its product serine/threonine-protein phosphatase 2A catalytic subunit beta isoform (gene mts). Gene Ontology annotation, cellular component: cytosol. The coding region runs from base 130 to 1155 and encodes 341 amino acids. Gene Ontology annotation, molecular function: protein serine/threonine phosphatase activity. The transcript has 7 exons. Gene Ontology annotation, biological process: peptidyl-serine dephosphorylation; mitotic cell cycle. The record is from RefSeq and is a predicted model, not a curated record. NCBI's taxonomy places the organism in Eukaryota, Metazoa, Arthropoda, Collembola, Entomobryomorpha, Isotomidae.
UCUCUCCUUCUUUUCUAGUUUCUGCUCCAUUGCCACCACACAGACCAAAGUCAUCAUCCUCCUCGUCGUUGUUGGACAGUAAAAAAACACCCUCCGAGAAAUUUGUGACCUCGCUAACGACGGACCACCAUGGAGCCUGGCGUCGCCACACCGCCUCCAGCAACGUCCACCCCCACCACCAAUCCCAACAACAACCCGGAAGUUAAUAAGCCCAUCAAUGGCGGCAGUGGGUGUGGAAUCAACGUCAAGGAGCUCGACCAAUGGAUUGAACAACUUAACGAGUGCAAACAACUUACAGAAAGCCAGGUCAAAACGCUCUGUGAAAAAGCUAAAGAAAUUUUAACCAACGAGUCGAACGUGCAAGAGGUAAAAUGUCCAGUGACCGUUUGUGGGGAUGUACAUGGUCAAUUCCACGAUCUUAUGGAGCUGUUUCGAAUUGGGGGCCGCAGUCCGGAUACAAACUAUUUGUUUAUGGGAGACUACGUGGAUAGAGGGUACUAUUCUGUGGAAACAGUCACACUCCUUGUGGCCCUCAAGGUCAGAUAUAAGGAUAGAAUCACUAUUCUUAGAGGAAAUCACGAAUCGAGACAAAUUACACAGGUUUACGGAUUCUAUGAUGAAUGUUUAAGGAAGUAUGGGAAUGCCAAUGUUUGGAAGUAUUUUACGGACUUAUUCGACUACCUUCCCCUAACCGCUCUUGUGGAUAGUCAAAUAUUCUGUUUGCAUGGUGGAUUGAGCCCGUCAAUUGAUACUCUCGACCAUAUAAGAGCGUUAGAUAGGCUACAAGAAGUCCCACACGAGGGACCCAUGUGUGAUCUGUUAUGGUCUGACCCUGAUGAUCGUGGUGGCUGGGGAAUAAGUCCUCGUGGAGCUGGAUACACUUUUGGACAGGAUAUAUCUGAAACAUUCAAUCAUUCUAACGGAAUCACUUUAGUAUCUAGGGCACAUCAAUUGGUUAUGGAAGGAUAUAAUUGGUGUCAUGAUCGUAAUGUUGUAACCAUUUUUUCUGCACCAAAUUACUGCUAUCGUUGCGGUAAUCAAGCUGCCAUCAUGGAACUUGAUGAUCAACUUAAAUAUUCAUUUCUACAAUUCGACCCCGCGCCGCGUCGAGGUGAACCUCAUGUUACACGGCGGACACCGGACUAUUUUCUUUAAAUAUUCUUGGAAAAUUAUCUACCUACCUACAACUUCAGACUUCAAGGAUGUGGUCAUUAUACAAAUUAUCCUUGCAACGUAGAGUCAUGUGCGACACUGAUUCAAGUGAACAUUCAUGUUGUCUUAUCAUUAUUAUAAUUAGUUUUAACCACCCCAACAAACAUCCUCAGCUUGAAAGAGUGAAUUUAAUACACGAUUUUGUUUAAUAUAUAUCACACGUAAAGAUACAAUAAAAUUUCUGUUGAUGUCAAGUAUAUAACUACCUAACAGUUCAUGUGUUUUCAAAUUGUGUACGAGUAUAGGAAAGUAAAUCUUAAUCUUGUAAUAAAAUUGUGAGUACAUAA